AUGCCUGUAUACACCACCCCCUCCCUUCUACUCAUUCUUCUUCCUCUCAAUGGAUAUCUUCCACCGCUGUCCGCCACUACCACCACACAGGCUUAUGCUUUUUCUUCUUCCUAG
Caenorhabditis briggsae is the source of this 114-nucleotide messenger RNA. Lineage: Eukaryota; Metazoa; Nematoda; Chromadorea; Rhabditida; Rhabditidae. The record is from RefSeq and is a predicted model, not a curated record. The coding region runs from base 1 to 114 and encodes 37 amino acids. The transcript has a single exon.